AUGUCUUCCAAACCAGGUUUUAACAAAGAAGUCUUAAUGGACAUCCUUCUCAGGCUACCUCCGAAGCCCCUCGUUCGGUUUCUUUGCGCGUGCAAAUUCUGGAAUGAUUUGAUUAGCAGCUCACUUUUUGUUACAACACAUUUUAAUUUAAAUGCAACAAGACGUGACAACAUUUUUCUACUUUGCCUCCACCACCAAGAUUUUGAACUUAAAUUCGAUGUUGACGACCCUUUUGUGAAACAAGACCUUCAGUGGUCACUUUUUUCCAAUGAAACAUUUGAGCAGCGUUUCAAGUUAAAGCAUCCCUUAGGGAGCACAGAGCAUUUUGGGAUAUACGGUUCAAGCAACGGGUUACUUUGCAUUUCGGAUGAAAUAUUGAAACCCAAGAGCCGUAUACACAUAUGGAACCCAACCAUUGGCAAGUAUAGGACUGUUCCGUUGAGCAUCACCGACGACACGAAAUUUGGCUACAUUGCUCUCCAAUUCGGGUUCCACCCCGGGGUUAAUGACUACAAGGUUGUGAGGAUGAUGUGCAUGGACAACAAAGCAUUCGCCGUCGAGGUUUAUAGUCUUGCCACAAACUCUUGGAAGAUGAUUGAAGAUGUUCCUCCUUGGUUAAAAUGCACUUGGGAGCAUCAUCAAAGCACAUUUUUGAAUGGAGUUACAUACACCAUUAUUGAUAAAUGCCCUAUAAUCACCAUUGUGUCCUUUGAUUCGGACAGCGAAAAAUUUGAAGAGUUCGUACUUCCUGAUGCCAUUUGUGGUAUAUGGGGGUUACACUUUGGCAUUUACAAGGAACAAAUUUGCUUGCUCUAUGGAAAUUAUUGCUGCGAGGAGGAGGGCAUGGAUAAAAAUGAUUUUUGGGUUCUACAAAAGAAAGGGUGGAAACAAUUGAGGCCUUUUGUUUUUUCUUCUGAUCGCUGCUAUUCAACAAUGGGGAUCAGUGUUGACGAUGAACUCUUACUCGAAAGAAUGAUUUCACAGUGGGUGCAGCAGAUUUGUAUUUGUGUAAUUAUGAAUCCAGGCAGAUUCGUGAAACAGGCACACCUUGUUAUCAAUGGACAAAAAGCAGACAACCAACCACGAAGAAUCACACACACACACACAACCAUGACCUCCUUGAGAAUUUCACUAGAAGACUAA
Molecule: messenger RNA, 1143 nt
Organism: Prunus armeniaca (apricot)
Lineage: Eukaryota; Viridiplantae; Streptophyta; Magnoliopsida; Rosales; Rosaceae
Source: the annotation of a GenBank genome assembly